AUGGAGACCAUCACAAAAUCACCCACCAAGAGACGCGCCCUCGCCGCCCUGGACGCGAACGCGCUCGCCUCCCCGAAGCUUCACCAACUCAAGAACACGACCAAGAGCCCCGUCAAGGAGAGGAAACGACCUCUGGACGAACCAAUGGCCGCCGCACUGAGCCCCCUCCCCAAGAAGAGGGCGUGUUUCGAGGACGAUCUCUCGAGGAGCCAGAGCCCAGAGGCGAGCUCCAUAUUCGACACGUCCGCCAACGAUUCCUCGUGGGCCACUGAGCCGGAGGCGUCGCCGGCGCCGCGGGUCAUGACGAGGCAGCAGGCUAUGGAGAAAGCCGAGAUCCUCCGCCUGAGGCUGGGCCUCGCCAGCUACAAGUUCCGCACGGGGCAGACGUCCAUUCCGCUCGCCAACCUGCGGAGGAUGCCGCUGCCGCCGCGGGCGAGGAAGGCCGAGACGAACGAUGCCGGCGGCCACGAGGAGAGGAAUGUGUCUGCACAGGGGGGCAAGGGCGACGCGAGGCAGCAGCAGCCGCGGGCCUGGGGCAAGAUCUCACACGGCCAGCAGAAGAUGCCCAGCGAGCAAAGUCACGGUGCUGAAGAGGACUCGAGCGACAACGAUGAGGGGGAGGAGGGGCAGGAGGGCGAUGAUGCGGUGCCGGAGCUGCCGCGCCUUUCCCCGUCCAAGUACGCCAUGUCGGCGCUGCAGAGCACAGAGGGUAGUCUGACGGACCUGGCGGACGGGUUACUGAGUCUCUCGAGGAGCAAUUCGGACGUGUAG
Messenger RNA from Clonostachys solani, 771 nucleotides. The record is from the annotation of a GenBank genome assembly. NCBI's taxonomy places the organism in Eukaryota, Fungi, Ascomycota, Sordariomycetes, Hypocreales, Bionectriaceae.